Cryptomeria japonica (Japanese cedar) is the source of this 1348-nucleotide messenger RNA. RefSeq names its product 7-deoxyloganetin glucosyltransferase-like. Gene Ontology annotation, molecular function: UDP-glycosyltransferase activity. The record is from RefSeq and is a predicted model, not a curated record. The transcript has 2 exons. Lineage: Eukaryota; Viridiplantae; Streptophyta; Pinopsida; Cupressales; Cupressaceae. The coding region runs from base 1 to 1341 and encodes 446 amino acids.
AUGAUGCAGUUUGCCAAAAUUUUGUCUGCCAGAGGCUUCCACAUCACUUUUAUUAAUACUGAAUAUAUGCAAGAGAAAAUGUUGAAAUCUGGAUCGAUUAAGUCCAGCUUUGAAACUAUUCCAGAUGGGCUGCCCCUGCAGCACAAACGAACCAGCCAAAUUGAAGAGCUUUGUGAAUCCAUCACAAAUAAUUGUCCCCUGUACUUUGAAAAGCUGAUAGAUAAGUUAAAGGAUACAGCAGAUGUCCCUCCCUUGACCUGCAUUGUUUAUGAUGCACUUAUGACUUGGGCUCAAAAAUCAGCCAAAAGAUUGGGAAUUCCUGGAGUGUCCUUCUGGACAGCUAGUGCUUGUGGCUUCUACAUUUACUUUUCAAUGCCUCUUCUUAGGGAGAAGGGAUAUAUCCCUCUCAAAGAUAAAAGUUAUCUGACAAAUGGGUAUCUGGAAGAAGAAGAGAUCAGCUUCAUUCCUGGGAUGCCCUUAUUGCACACGAAAGAUGUGCCCAGUUUCUGCUAUGAUGCUACCAACUACUUGUUUGAGUUCUUAGAAACCCAAUGCCAGGCUGCUCUGUUAGCUGAUUUUAUGGUUAUUAAUACAUUUGAUGAGCUAGACAGGACAAUAAUAGAGACACUUCAGGCCAAGCUUCCUGUGUACAGCAUAGGUCCCCUGUUACUUUCCACAGCAGAGGAAACGAAUGGAUUAUCCAAUAUGAUUUCUGUGAGUAUAUUUACUGAAGAAACAAGCUGUGUGAAAUGGCUGGAUGAUCAGGGUGCCCAUUCGGUUAUUUAUGUGUGCUUUGGAAGCAUGGCAGUAAUCUCUGAAAAAGAGCUUGUGGAGUUUGCAUGGGGUUUAGAGGCGAGCAAGCAGCCUUUUCUGUGGGCUAUUCGUCCAGACCUCAUUCAUGGAGCUUCUGCUGUGCUGCCUGUGGAAUUUGUGGACAAAGUGAAGGGAAGAGGUUUCUUUGUGAGCUGGGCGCCUCAAAUACAAGUGCUCUCCCAUCCUUCUGUGGGAGGUUUUUUAACUCACAGUGGUUGGAACUCUACGAUAGAAAGCAUCUGUGCAGUUGUGCCCAUGAUUUCAUUGCCCUUCUGUGCAGAGCAACAGAUUAAUAGGACUUUUGUGUGCCAGGUUUGGAAAAUUGGGGUUUCAAUGAAUGCUGAUGUGAAAAGAGGAGAAGUGCAAGAAAUGGUGAGAAGAUUGAUGAAAGGGGAGGAAGGGGAAGAAAUGAGGAGGAAGGCUGGUGAGUUGAGAGAUGCUUCCAUUAAAGCAGUCAAAAAAGGAGGAUCUUCUUACAAUAAUUUGGAGAAGAUUUUAGCAAAGAUGGGAGGAAGCAAUAAGAUUUGAUUGAUCU